Molecule: messenger RNA, 552 nt
Organism: Penaeus chinensis
Lineage: Eukaryota; Metazoa; Arthropoda; Malacostraca; Decapoda; Penaeidae
Product: testis-specific H1 histone-like
Exons: 4
Coding region: 1-552 (183 amino acids)
Source: RefSeq, a predicted model, not a curated record
AUGAGAACGAGGGAAAGAGUAAGGGCGAGAGCCAUAGCAAAAGUGAGAGUGAGAGUGAGAGCAACGCCAAAGCAAGACGAGAGCAAAAGCAAGAGUAAGAACAAGAUCAAGAGCGAGAGUAAGAGUGAGAAUCAAGAGUCCGAGCGAGAAUCAAGAGUCCGAGCGAGAGUAAGAGCGAGAGCCAGAUCAAGAGUAAGAGCAAGAUCAAGAGCGAGAGCCAGAUCAAGAGUACGAGCUAGAGUAAGAGCGAGAGUAAGAGCGAGAGCCAGAUCAAGAGUCCGAGCGAGAGUAAGAGCGAGAGCCAGAUCAAGAGUCCGAGCGAGAAGUAAGAGCGAGAGCCAGAUCAAGAGUCCGAGCGAGAGUAAGAGCGAGAGCCAGAUCAAGAGUAAGAGCAAGAUCAAGAGCGAGAGCCAGAUCAAGAGUCCGAGCGAGAGUAAGAGCGAGAGCCAGAUCGAGAGUAAGAGCGAGAGACCUGCAAUGACUUUGAUCCCUAAUGGCCGGGAAGGAGAGUCCGCUGGCAGAGGCAGAGUCGCAGAACCAGCAAAGGAUUAA